This is a messenger RNA of Alosa sapidissima (American shad), 5290 nucleotides long. RefSeq names its product centrosomal protein 170Ab (gene cep170ab). NCBI's taxonomy places the organism in Eukaryota, Metazoa, Chordata, Actinopteri, Clupeiformes, Clupeidae. Gene Ontology annotation, molecular function: protein binding. The coding region runs from base 234 to 4559 and encodes 1441 amino acids. Gene Ontology annotation, cellular component: centriole. The transcript is spliced from 19 exons. The record is from RefSeq and is a predicted model, not a curated record.
UUUUAUACAGAAGAACGACCACACAGACAAUUUAAUUCCUUCAACCCUAAACGAUGGCAAGAAUGAUAGAGAUGGUUAAUUAGCCGUGUUCGCGUCUUGCUUUGCUGCACGGCCUCGGCAUGACUCGGAAAUGACACAUGAUGCUGAUCCUUUAGAUAAGGUGAAGCGCCUCAUUAACUAAGAUGGCGUAGAGGUCAGCGGUCAGAUGUGAGUAGAAUCUUGAGAGCGCAGAGAUGAGUCUGACCUCCUGGUUCCUGGUUAGCAGCGGGGGCACCCGCCACCGACUGCCCCGCGAGAUGAUCUUCGUGGGCCGAGACGACUGUGAACUGAUGCUUCAGUCUCGCAGCGUUGAUAAACAGCACGCUGUCAUCAACUACGACCCUGACACAGAUGAGCACCGAGUAAAGGACCUUGGGAGCCUUAAUGGAACGUUUGUGAAUGAUGUCAGAAUACAAGAACAGGUCUACACCACCCUGAAAAUGGAAGAUAAGCUGAGGUUUGGCUAUGAUACCAACCUGUUCAAUGUGGUCCGGGGGGAGCUGCAUGUCCCAGAGGAGGCACUGAAGCAUGAAAAAUUCACUAGUCAGCUGCAGCUGGCCAAGAAGCCAGUGGACACGGGAGAAAGUUCCAGAACUGCAGAACCCAAAGGUGCUGAGGGGAGCGGCGAGUGCCCAGCCCAACCCUCCGACGCUCCCAAAGGAGACGACAAGGCUGCAGCUGAUGUAGCGGUGUUACACAGAGGGACCCCUCUCUACGGACAGCCAUCUUGGUGGGGGGAUGGAGACGCCGAUGACGAGAACUCGGUGAAGCAGGAUAACAAGCCCUCAGACCCCAAACAGGCCAGAUGUGAACCAGAUGCUAAAGAUGGACAAAUGCCAGGAGGUGUUCAUGGGCCCAGCCAAGGACCAGGCCAGGAACCCAGCUACUUUGAGAUCCCCUCCAAAGAGACCUCAACGUCGGGUGGUGGCAACAGUGACGUCCCCCCCAAAGGCCACCAGGGUUCAGGAGCCGCCAAGGCCACAGACCCCACCCCCUCGCAAGAGGCCACCGCCCACGGCCACGCCUCCUUCACGAUCGAUUUUGACACUCUGGCGCCGGGGAAGGUCAUGGUGAAGGAGCGGGCGGCAAAGGGCAACCAAGAGCACCGGCCGCGGCCGAAGAGGGGGGCCGGGGAGGAGCUGAGCGCUCUGCAGGCCGCCAUGGUGGCGGCGGAGGUCAAGGUCGCCGACUGGCUGGCCCAGAACGAGCUGCCGCUGGCAAGGUCCGAGUCCGCGGCGGACGACGACGGAGACAGCGUCAAGAGUGACGUGCCUGUCCAGCUGAAGAGCCUCCGAGGCAGUAAGCAUGAGGACGGUACCCAGAGUGACUCAGAGAACCUCCUGGGCGAUCAGUUUAGCGCGCGCCGUGCCAUGUUCCAGGAGCGGGCUGGCACUCGCGGGCACCGCACGGGCAUCGCCAGGGCCGACGGAGCCUUCUCCGGCCGGGACGACCCGUAUCACCCCGACAACCGCAAGUACCGCCCCCUGGUGGCACCCAAGAAGAUGGCGCCCGUCGGAGGGGAGGCGAAGGAAGCCACCGCCACCACUGCCACCGCUGCUUCCUCUUCCUCGCACAGAGCACCCAAAUCGGGCCCGUCCUCCGCAGGGACCCGGGAAACGCCGGCUGACCCCCGGGAGGGGCCGCAGAGGGGUCGUCAUAGCGACGACCUCAGCGACAGGGGCACGUACACCAUCGAUUUCGAGAAUGGGAGCCAGGAGGUGGAGGAGGCCAGACGGAUGAUUGACAAGGUGUUCGGAGUGGAGGAUAACCAGGCUCUGACUAAGCUCCGCUACCCCGAGCACCAGCGGGACCGGGUCAGCAUUUGCCCCAGGCCGGGGGCAGUAGAAAGCAGGAGGGCAGCCGCCCACAUGGGCUCUGAGGUCCUGCCAGAGGAUUUGGUGGUGGUGGGUGGCCCUCGCUGGGUCUCACAGUGGGCCAGUUUAGCGGCCAGUCACGUGAGGACCGAUCCGGAAGGUUCCGGGGCCGAAUCACACGUGUACAUCAACAACGAGAAAGUCCCAGCUGAUGUCGGUGAAGUCUCCCAAAGCUCUGCCUCAGCUCCCUUGUCCAGCCAAACGGAGCGCAAGAGGCGGACCCUCCCCCAGCCUCCGCUGGAGGAGAUGACCCUGGACGGGUCCAGAAGCAGGCCAGCGCGGUGGCCUGCCACCUCCGAGAAACAAGACACGGAGACCCAAGAGAAAGAGAGCAAGUUCCAGGAGCCGCCCAGGGCUGGCCACAGGGCCGCAGGAGGCCCCCCUGUGAUCAGGGAGCAAGCGGGGGCAAGAGGCGGCAGGCAAGCCGCGGGAGGCGCGGGCUCUGAGGCAGGAGGCCGUCGGACUGGCCAGCAGCAGCCGGGUGGCUCCCCGUGCAAGUCGACGGGCAGUGGGGAGCGGAAGAGUGCAGAUGGGAGGAGGAGGAAGGAGGAGGAGAAGGAGAAGCUGGGGAAGCCCUUGCUGAGGCAGGAGAGCUUCACGGUGGAGAGGCCCAGUGCCAACGUGCCCCUGGAGCUCAUCCCGUGCAUCGACAGCCUGACCACCACGACCACGACCGCCACCGCCACCGCGGCCGCCUCCACGCAGACCAGAGACCCCGGCGGGCCGAGCGACGGAGUGGACGCUGCCACGCUGCUGAGGGACAACGAGGCCGUGGCCGCCUUCCUGGAGACCACGCUGUCGGACCUGGCCGACCCGCCGAGCUACUCGCUGGAGGGGUCGAUGUCGCCGGAGUCGGAUAUCGACACGACCAGCACAGUGAGCCAGGCCGGGGGCGAGGGCGGCCGCAAGGCGGCGCAGAAGAGACGCCCGGGAGCCGGGCCGCCGAGGGUGGCGGCGAAUAAAGGUGGGCCGCAGGACAAGGCGAGGUCGUCUCAGCAGUUGGCGGCGGCGGCGGCGGUGGCGGCAGGGGGGCCGCGCUCGCGGGCGUGGACUUCGCUCGAGCUGACCGACGACGACCUGAACUCCUCGCUGCUCUCCGACACGCAGCCUCCUCCUCCGCCCGCUCCGUCGAGGGGCCGCGGGCACACGCAGGCCGGUUCUAAAGCGGAACCGGCAGGCGGCCGGGCCGGCCGAGGGAGAACCGCCUCGUCCGGGUCGGCGCCCGUCGUGCCCUCGCCUGCCUCCAAGCCCGCGGUCGCUCCGCGCCCGAGACCGACCCGCGCCUCUCUCCUCCGCCGAGCUCGCCUCGGGGAGCCUCCGGAGGUGGACCUGGGUGACGCUGAUCGGUUGUCCGUGGCGUCGGAGGCCUCGACGGCCAGCUCAGCCUCCAGGCCCUCCGCCGGCCGAAGGACGCUAUCACGGAUCGAGGCGCUGGCCCAGCCAAGGAGGCCGCGCGUCAGUUCGCCGUCGGCGCGGAGCGACUCGGAAGCAACCUCCAGCCGGUCCAGGGGCUUGCCCUUGCGGCCUCCCCCAGAGAGUGCUGCCCGAGCGGGUUUCAGGUCCGGUGGCUACCCCUCCACUGUGGCUGCUGCUCCGAGAGCCCGGGCGAACAGUGCUUCCAAACUCCCAGAUAAAUCGGCUGUCACCUCUUACAACCACAACACUACUGCAGCUAACAACCGCUGGCGCCGAAUGCCCAUCGAGUACGCCUCCACCUCCGAGGACGAGUUCGGCUCCAACCGCCACCCCACCAAGAACGCGCGCCCCCGUCCCCUGGCCCCGAGGGUGACCCAGCUGGGCGGCUCCGCUCCCACCACCCCCAGUCCAAUGGGCGUGAGGCGCCACUCGCGCGAGCAGGACGACUACAUGAGGGACUGGACGGCACACAGCGAGGAGAUCGCCAGAAUCAGUCAAGACCUGGCUAAAGACCUGGCCAUGCUGGCUCGUGAGAUUCAUGACGUAGCCGGAGAGAUCGACUCAGUCAGCCCUUCGUCUGCUGCGGACCCCUCUGCGCUUAAUGACCGAGUGUUUGCGGAGAGUCUGGGCAGCGCUCCUGAGAUCAGCACCACGAGCGUGGAACUCCGCCCACAGGCCGCCAACGGGCAGGACCUGCGUGCGCUCCGACGCCGCACUUGGAACAGAGACGAGGCCGUGAUGGACAGUCUACUGCUCGCGUCCGUGUCCCAGCUCUCCGCCAAAAUCAGGCAGGCGGUGGAGAAGACGACCAGCAAAAUACGGAUCCUGUUUAAGGACAAGGACAGGAACUGGGAGGAGAUCCAGAGCAAGAUGCAGCUGGAGCUGGAGAUGCCACUGCUCAAGACCUCCAACCAGGAGAUCUCCUCCAUUCUACAGGAUCUGAAGAGGAUCGAGAAACAGUUAGUCGUGAUCGACAUCAUGGUGGACCCUGACGGCACUCUGGACGCGCUCAGCAGCCUGGGCUUGACCAGCCCCCUGGUCUCCGAGCACAGGGACAGCCCGGGCUCUCAGGCCCAGAGCGCGGGCCCUCUGCUUGGGGAGGGUGCGGCCGGCGCCCCCCUGGCCCCCGCGGCUCCCACCGAGGUGGCCGAGCGCGACGCAGGCCUCGACGUGAACAGCAACGCGGCCGGAGGCAGCGGCGGAAAAAAGAACUCGGUCUCCCACCAAUGAAGGAGGAGGCCAUUUGUUUUAACGUGGGCCAUUAGCUUGGACAUGCAGUGGCCCUGUAUGUGCUUGUCCAGUGCAAGUAAUAUACCCACUGGGAGUCUAUUAGCUAGCUAACGACACGUGGAGAGAGAACAGACAGCAUACAGCAAACUACUGGAUAUAUUCAUUGUGAAGUCAAAUUGCCCAUAUAGCAGUGCUUAGGUUGACCCUGAAAGAAAAAAAAAUAUCCCCAAACAUAUUUUCAAAAGCUUACAAAAUAUUUUACAUUGUAUACCUACUGUGCCACUACCUAAAUAUUACACUAUACGUAUGUUACUUUAUAAAGGUAUUUGAUAUUACAUCUGUAACCAAAACCACUCCUAGGUGUAACUGAGAUUUACCAUAGAUGAAAUAUGGCAUCGGCUAAGAACAGGAUAUGUGCUUUAGGAAGUAGAACGAAAAAAAAAAGCUUGUAUUUUUGUCCCAAAGUCUGAUUAUUGUUAGGAGUGCUAAGAUGAUUAUAUAUAACAGACAUAGCCUACAGUAUGUUUUAACAUUGUAUCUUGUUUACAAACGUCUUGCUCCUAUGAGGCUCGUUGUGGUUGUGAGCUGAGGAGCUUGUGAUGUCCCUGAUCAGCCUUUCUCUGCCAACCCUCACACGGGGACUGACAGGGGCGCUACACCGGGCGCGUAACUGAAGCGUUUUAUUCGCGUUGCGUCUGCUGCAACAAUUAGCUUACACUUUGAUCAAUGGA